Penicillium argentinense is the source of this 2136-nucleotide messenger RNA. RefSeq names its product Zn(II)2Cys6 transcription factor domain-containing protein. Gene Ontology annotation, biological process: positive regulation of transcription by RNA polymerase II. The record is from RefSeq and is a predicted model, not a curated record. Gene Ontology annotation, molecular function: zinc ion binding; DNA-binding transcription factor activity, RNA polymerase II-specific; transcription cis-regulatory region binding. The coding region runs from base 1 to 2136 and encodes 711 amino acids. Gene Ontology annotation, cellular component: nucleus. The transcript is spliced from 4 exons. NCBI's taxonomy places the organism in Eukaryota, Fungi, Ascomycota, Eurotiomycetes, Eurotiales, Aspergillaceae.
AUGCCCGGUGUGCCAUCGAAUAAAGCUUGCGAGAGGUGCAAGAAGAGACAUCUUAAGUGUGAUGAGACCCGUCCGCAUUGCGAGAGGUGCUCUGCUGCCGGUGUAGAAUGCCCCGGCUAUGUCCAGACUCGCAAGUUUAUAGACCAGGGGGCAUCUGUCAGGCGCCGUUAUGCGCCUUAUCACGAGACGCAUGCAAAAUCAGGGGCAGCCGCUCAUGUAGGCGAAGGUACCACAGGUUUGUCAUCCCACGCACAGCCUAUAAUCCAAUCCCAACAGCCUCGUGCAGAGCUAUUUGGGGUUCAAUCAGACAAUGGAACAAGUGACUCGACCCUGAACUCUCGCCAAGAUGAGAGCCACAUUUCCGUCAAAAAUGUUCAGAUGGUAGAAGCUGGGCCUUUUGAUGAUAUUGAACCAGUAUCUCUACAGUCGCAAUCCUCAGUUCUGAAUGGACUGGCAGCCCAUCCGGCCUCUGAUUUGAACCUGGCUUUCGGCAGCAGAGCUCCAACGAGUCCGAUAGGCAACUCGAUUUCACCACUUGCUUCAAUAGGUCGCACUCCGGCUCUUGAGAAUGUACUCCACAAGACCUCGCUUGAUCGCCCAGACACUGAAAAGAUGAAGUCUUCAGAGGACAUUUCACCACAGAGAAGCGAGAGAGAAGAAUUCCAAAAUAUUGUUUCGGAGCUCAUGACGGGAACAGAACAUGAAAUUGCUUUUCUUACUCGUCAUUUUGCUGAGAUAAUCGGUCCUUGGCUAGACCUGUCUGAUUCGGGCAAAUUCUUCUCGGUCUAUGUUCCGAUAAGAGCCAUCAAUGCACCAUCUCUCAAAUACGCCAUUGCAGCCUUGGCUGCGAAACAGCUAGGCCGCGUGAAAGGAGCCAAAUUAUCAACAGGGGAGGGUAUGCUUACUAGCCCCGCCACGACUGAAAUGUAUCCCAAUGCCCAGGCCGAUUGGUUCCUCAAGGCAGCCAAUUAUUACUAUAUGGCCGCCUCGGAUAUAAGUAACUCGACCUCAUAUGGUUAUACCACUGCGUCCAGCUCAGCGGUCUUAGAGUCGCCAAUUGAGAUGAUUGGCCGAUGGUUGAACAGAAUGCUUGUCCAAGAUAAAGAUCAACAUGUCUCCAACAAGGACAUUUUUCGAAAAGCAGAAGAGAUGAUGGCAACAGCCGCACUAUUGACAUUCUACAAGCUGUUUGAUUCUGAUGGAGACCAGUGGCACACACACCUGACUGGCAUCCGCAAGGCCUUUGAUGUUUUGGUAGAAGCAGAUCGAGUCAACUUGUCAUUUUUCUCCCAUGGGAUACGCACUUGCUUCUGGAAUUUUGCUCGCCAGGACUACCUUGCAUCAUAUUUCACCCGAUGCCCGACGCAUCUUGAUCCCGAGAAUCUAGAUCUGUGGCGUGCGGCUGGGAUAUCGAUCGAUAACCAUGCAAAAUUUCACAUCAACCAGAGCGGACCGAUCAAUAUGUCACAGGAGGACCAGGCAGCCAAUGGGAUAUGCUGGCUUGUUUCCAAGGUUGUCAACUUCCUGGCGCAAUCACGGCAGUCGCAGAUUGCACAAUGGACGGGAUCGUCGCAAAGUCGUUCCACUGGAAGCAAAGACUCACCGGGCGAUGCUAGUCAGCUAAGCACCAACACUUGGCUGGAUCUUUGCUUCGGAUUUCAGUCUUGGUUUGAGGGUGUCCCGGAGACUUUCCGUCCCUGUGUGCGCAUUGAACAACCGAAAGAUCUCUCCAAGCCUUCUGAGAACAGCAAGCUGCCAUUUCCCGAGGUUUUCUAUAGCUUUACAACCUGUGCUGCUACCAUGCAGCAUUAUCACUUUGGUCGAAUUGCCCUACUUCUGAACCGGCCCACGGAUGAUGUCAGCGCCCCAAGCACCGCCUUUGAUCGCUUGCAGGGCUAUCGAGAGGUCACCAAGGAAGUCGAGUACCGCAGCCGGGAGUUGUGUGGCAUCGCUUUGGGUCGGCCUCAGGGAGGGGUCCGUAUAUACAUGAUCCCUCUUCUUUUCGCGGUGGGCCAGUGCUUGGAGAGCGAUGAUGAGCAUCAGAUCAUAGUCGAUCUCCUCCGAGGAGUGGAGGCUGACCUAGGCUGGGCCGCGGAAUACGCUGUUCAGAAGCUUUACGCGUCUUGGAACCGAUAA